This is a messenger RNA of Sardina pilchardus (European sardine), 1257 nucleotides long. Its product is annotated as SPARC-related modular calcium-binding protein 1-like. The coding region runs from base 1 to 1257 and encodes 418 amino acids. The record is from RefSeq and is a predicted model, not a curated record. Gene Ontology annotation, biological process: extracellular matrix organization. Gene Ontology annotation, molecular function: calcium ion binding; protein binding; heparin binding. The transcript has 11 exons. NCBI's taxonomy places the organism in Eukaryota, Metazoa, Chordata, Actinopteri, Clupeiformes, Clupeidae. Gene Ontology annotation, cellular component: basement membrane.
AUGGGUAGCUCAGGCUUUACUCAGUUCCUGAUCACAGAGAACAUGUGGCCACGAGGAUGUGUACUGGACUGCACUAGGGGGCGCCACCGAUCUGUAUGUGGCAGCAAUGGGCGUCUGUACAAAUCCCUUUGUGCGUUCCAGAGAGCCCAGUGCAUCAACACUCAGCUGAAGACUGCACCACGAGCCCACUGCAUGGAUCCAUACAGGUCCAAAUGUCAGCUGGCACGCUCGCAGGCCAUGGAGUCCAGCAUUCAUACUGACGCUGUAGCUCUCUUUGUCCCAGAAUGCAAUGUAGAUGGAAGCUUCAUGCAGGUGCAGUGUCACAACCAAACAGGCUACUGCUGGUGCUCCACUUCAGAUGGAAAGCCUGUCAGCGGAACCUCUGUCCUGCUUCACAAACCCAACUGCACUGGUCAUCUCAUUGAGUCUGUUCAGGAAGAUGAUUCAGAGUCAGAGCAGAGAGAUGCUAGUCAGUGGCGGCUGACCCCUGACCCUGAGAGGCUGCACAGCCCAUCCAUAGCAGGCAUCACUGCCCCUCCUUUCUGGGUGACCAUUCAACUAAACUCUGACCCAAAAGGCAAUCGCUCAGCUAAACGACCCACAGAGCCAAAGACAUGUGAACGAGAGCGAAUGGCGCUGGUGGCAGAGGUGCGGUCCAUGUGGCAGGAGGAGCGCUUUAUUCCAGAGUGCUCCACGGACGGCCGCUACAGCCCCAUCCAGUGCCACACUGCCACAGGCUACUGCUGGUGCGUGCGGGUGGACACCGGCCGCCCACUUCCUGGCACCUCCACCAGAAAUCGGUUGCCAGACUGCAGUCCUGAGGAGCCUCGGUCCAGCCACACAACCAACACCUACAGGGACAGACCUCUGCCAGGUUGCCCAGGUUCUCGUAAGGCUGUGUUUCUCCAGAGUCUGGUCAGAGCCCUGCAGCUUCAGGCCCAGCAGGCAGGACUGGUACCUGCAGAGAGGGUGGUGGAGGAGAGCAGAACGGAGUCCCCUCUCGGCCCUGCGUCUGACCCCGUGUCCCCCGCCGCACCAGGGCCCACUGCGCCGGACAGCGCCCUCCAGUGGCACUUCCUGCAGCUGGACGUGGACGGUGACGGGGUGCUGAGCGAGCGCGAGGCCCGUCCCCUGCGCCAGUACCUGCGAAGGACACUCAAACCAAGACGCUGCGCCAAGAAGUUCACCCAGUACUGCGACCAGGACAGAGACGCCGCACUCAGCCUGCUGGAGCUCAACACAUGCCUGGGCCUGUGA